CAAUAUUACGUUUUUUUUCUCGCUGACAAAGGCAAAUGAAGCCAUGUUUUUGCUUACAAACAAGUAACAUCUUAACGCUUCGAUCCGGAGCCGUGCGCCGGUGCGCUGUGUAGGAGAGGGCCGCCCGGAGGACCUCCGCUCGCUCUUAUUACCACUCACAUCUGGACGUUUAUAACGGGAUAGUGUUUUUUAAAAAGAAAAAGCUUUUACUCGGGAUAUCUUUUUAGCAAAACUACUUGACAGCGAACCUGCAACUCUCCAAACACAGCGAGGACGCAGCGCCAGAGCCCAGCGGAGAUAUUGUUGAAUCCAGAAAAUGAGUUUCGGGGCGAGCUGGUGAACCAGCGGUGGACACGAGGCGAGAGGACCAGCAGCCGCUGUCAGGCCUCCCAGAGACUGCAGAGCCGUCGACCAAUCAUGAUGAGUGUGGAGGGUGAUGACAAGCGAACUCGCACUCGGUCCAAGGGAAUCAGAGUUCCUAUUGAGAUCGUAGGACAAGAGCUGAGCUGCCCUACCCCUGGAUGCAAUGGCUCUGGCCAUAUCAGUGGGAGAUACUCACGACACAGAAGCGUUCUGGGUUGCCCCAUAGCCAGAAAGCGCCGUCUGGAGGAAGCAGAGGCUGAGCAGGAGCAAGACCAGGAUACAGAGCAGCCUGCCUCUAAGAGGAAGGCCCACCCCCUGAAACUGGCCCUGGACGAGGGCUUCAGUAUGGAGAGUGACGCCAGCAGUGAGGCUGAGGGUGAUGGAGAGAAGGAUGAGGAGAAAGCAGGUGAGAGCAAGCAGGCAGAGGAGGAGAGAGAGGAGAUGACAGAAGACUUGACGCAGGACGGGCAGACAAAUGAACAGAAGGAGGAUACACAGAAGGAGGAGGAAGAGGAGAGGGAAGAAGAAGAGACAUAUCAGAAGGACGAGAACAUAUUUGCAGCUGAUGAAGAAGAGGAGUGUGUAAUCAUUGAGCCUGAGCUCAGAGCAGCGCCACCUGCAGCCGAGUGUCAGUCUCCCUCUCAGAGCAACGAAGAGGUGGCCAACUCUCUCCUCCACCUCGGGCGAGUCUCCGACAACAAUACUCCAACUGUGGCCACUCAGCAGCCUGUUGCUAUGGAGACUGAGGAGGAUGUCACCGUGGCAGCCAAGCAGGGUGAAGAAGUAAAGGACAAGCAGGAGGGGGACGUGAAUGAGAGGGAAGAGGAAGAGGAGGAGGUGGUGCACCGAGUUCAAGUACUGGAAGAGUCAUCUGUUCUGCAGAAAGAGGCGGCUGAAGUGGAGGAAGAGGAGCUGGAGGAGGAGGUGGAGGAUGAGCAAGGAGAGUGCUUGGACAGCAACAACCAUGUGAGCCAGGAGAACCACCAGUAUCUAACCGAAGAUGUCCACCACCAACAGAUCAAAGGCAAAGAGGAGGAAGUGGAGGAGGAAGAAGUUGAGGAGAUGGCAGGGCCAGCACAGCAGAGGCAGGGCACUCCAGCAGAGGAGGAGGAGGAUGAGGAGAAAGAUGACGAAGACCACGGGGAGGUGAACCACAUCUUGCCCAUUUCUGACGUGCCAACUGCCAUCCGCACCAUCACCAGCACCGCAGCAGCUCAGGGAACACACAUCGAGGCUCCAGAACACAGGGCCAGUCCUCUGGAGGACUACAAAUCACACAGGACCAGUCCCCUCAGAAACUUCAAUACCAACAGAACCAGUCCACUUGACAAAUAUGACUCUCAUAAACGUAGCCCACUUCAAAACUACAAGGCCAGUCCUCCUUUAAUCUACAACUCCCACAGGGCCAGUCCGCUUGAAGACUACUUUCCCACCAUCAGAGGUGAGAACUAUAAAAUCCACAAAGCCUCGUCCUCUGCCUCCCCCGACGUUAUCGAGGUGCGAUCGGAUAAGUCAGAGGAGAAAGACUUUGAUGACAUAGAUGGGGAUGACGAGCGCGACGAUGAAGACAGCCUGUCGCAGCGUUCCACGGUGACGGACGAAUCGGAGAUGUUCGAUGUAACCCGGGGGAACCUGGGCCUGCUGGAGCAAGCCAUCGCCCUGAAGGCAGAGCAGGUGAAGCCGGCCGGGCCCAGAGAGCUGCUCUGCGCCCCAGAUAUCCACCACCAGCGAUACUUCACAAUGGAUGACAGGCCCAAGCACCUGGACGUCCUCCGCAAGAGCUACUUCAGCAAAGAGAGCAGUAGGCCAGAGAAGAGGGAGAUCAAGUGUCCCACCCCGGGGUGUGAUGGGACGGGUCAUGUGACCGGUCUUUACCCCCACCACCGCAGCUUGUCAGGCUGUCCGCACAAGGACAGGAUCCCCCCGGAGAUUCUGGCCAUGCAUGAGAAUGUGCUGAAGUGUCCAACUCCUGGCUGCACUGGUCAGGGCCAUGUUAACAGCAACCGUAACACACACCGAAGUCUGUCUGGAUGCCCCAUUGCUGCUGCAGAGAAGCUGUCCAAGGGCCAUGAUAAGCAGCAUCUCUCUCAGCCAGGCACAGAGCACCUCAAAGGUUGUCACAACGACAGGGUGUUAAGGCCCAUGUGCUUCGUGAAGCAGCUGGAGGUGCCCCAGUAUGGCAGCUACAGGCCCAACAUGGCACCCGCCACGCCUCGCGCCAACCUUGCCAAGGAGCUGGAGAAGUACUCCAAGGUGUCCUUCGAUUAUGCAAGCUUUGACGCUCAAGUGUUUGGGAAGCGCAUGCUUGCUCCAAAGAUGCCCACCAGCGAAACCUCACCCAAAGCCUUCAAAACUAAGCCCUCAUUCCCCAAGUCAUCGUCACCUAGCCUCAGUCUCCACGGUUACGGGAAGAGCUCCUCCUUGGCCUACGACUACUCCCAUGAUGCAGAGGCCGCUCACAUGGCUGCCACUGCAAUCUUGAACCUAUCUACACGCUGCUGGGAGAAACCUGAGAACCUCAGCACUAAACCCCAAAACAAGGAAAUAGACAUUGAGGUGGAUGAGAACGGCACCCUGGACCUGAGUAUGAAGAAGCCCAUUAAACGGGAGGGCAGUAUGUCCGGCACCAGCCCAGGGGUUCGUUCCCCAGACCCUUCUUCCUCCUCCUCUUCCUCGCUCCAUCAUGGUGGAAGCAGCGGGAUGACGUCACCAAACCUACACACCUACAAACAGGAGGAGUGGGAGGGACCUCUGGAUUACACCAAACCCAACCGCCAAAGGGAGGAGGAAAUGGACGAGAUGGAGCACACAGGACAGUCGUUCGUCUCGUCUGACCCGGAGGACUGUGACAUGAUGCAGGACUGUCUGGAGGAGAGGAAGUACCCAGGAGAGGUUACAACCCCAAGCUUCAAGGUCAAGUUCCAGCCCAAGGACAGCAAGAAGGAGCUGCUCUCGUGCCCUACACCUGGCUGUGAUGGCAGUGGUCACAUCACUGGAAACUAUGCGUCCCAUCGCAGUCUGUCUGGGUGUCCUCUUGCUGAUAAGAGCCUUCGGUCCCUCAUGGCGGCCCACACCCCUGAACUCAAAUGCCCCACUCCAGGAUGUGAUGGCUCAGGUCACAUCACAGGAAACUACGCCUCCCACAGAAGUCUCUCUGGGUGCCCGCGUGCCAAGAAAAGUGGAAUUAAAACUCCUACCAAGGACAACCAGGAGGACUCCGAGCUUUUAAAAUGCCCGGUGCCAGGCUGCGACAGCCUCGGUCACAUCAGUGGGAAGUACGCCACACACCGUAGUGCCUACGGGUGUCCACUAGCAGCCCGCAGACAGAAGGAGGGUCUCCUGAAUGGCACACCCUUCAACUGGAAGGCCUUCAAGACAGAGGGGCCUACUUGUCCCACCCCAGGUUGUGAUGGCUCCGGACACGCUAACGGAAGCUUCCUCACACACCGCAGCCUCUCAGGAUGCCCCAGAGCCUUGUACGCCAAGAAGAAGGCCAAGUUCCCCACAGAGGACUACCUGAGCACCAAGUUCAGAGCCAGUGAUGUUUUGGACAACGACGAGGACAUCAAGCAGCUCAACAGAGAGAUUAACGACCUCAACGAAUCCAACAAUGAAAUGGAAGCUGACAUGGUCAACCUGCAGACUCAGAUCUCCUCCAUGGAGAAGAACCUGAAGAGCAUUGAGCAUGAGAACAAGAUGAUCGAGGAGCAGAAUGAGGCUCUGUUCAUGGAGCUGUCUGGUCUGAGCCGCGCCCUGAUCCGCAGCCUGGCUAACAUACGCCUGCCACACAUGCAGGAGCCAAUAACCGAGCAGAACUUCGACAGCUACGUAAGCACCCUGACCGACAUGUACACCAACAAGGACUGCUUCCAGAGUCCUGAGAACAAGGCUCUGCUGGAGAGCAUCAACAAAGCUGUGAAAGGCAUCAAAGUCUGAGGCUCCACACACACACUAACACACACACACACACACACACACACACACACACACAGGGAGAACGCAGGAGCGUGACGGAGGUGGAGAUGAAGGAGAGAUGUUGAAAUACUCUACAAUAUAUUGAAAUAUGAUUCAAAAACAAAAAGGGAAUUCAGGUUAUUUAAAUAAACGGCAACUUAAAAAAAUCAACCCAGGGAGCACUCUGUUUGAAGAAAAGUGACGCGGACCAAAAUCCAGACCAUGCUGCUGCUGGGAUUAGGAGGAGGAAACGGAUCCUUCAGCCAGAACGGAUGGAAAAGAAGAAUAAUGUUAAAAGAAACUGUGUCUGGGGGUUUUAACAUGUUGUGUGUUUACCUGUUGUCUCUUUUGUGUCCUUAACUGUUUUUGGAGAGGGGGGUUUCACUGUCGAUCCGUUCUUCACGCUUACUACAAGCUGAAACGCAGAGGAAUGCAGGAUUGCUCACGAGGAGCUGAGCGCAGGGACUCUUGGUGCCGUCCUGUAGCAUACACUGGCGAGCGCGCACGGAAGCUCGGGAAGCUCUUGGAUUCAUGAAUACACAUAAGCGCCAGCAAUAUGGAGCAUGCACUAAACCCAGUUUGUGUUUGCUUUGCGGUAUUGCUGCAGCGAAGAUGUCAACAGUGCAAUGUUGACUUUAGCAAAGGGGAAAUAUUUUCUUCAAGCAAGGUCAUGAAACAGAUCCAGGAACAGCUGAUAUCAAGAUUUAAAAAGCAGCAGAUAAAUUGUUUUUGUUUUUCCUUUUUUUUUGAAAACUGAAAUGAUAAUAGUGUGCACACAUUUCAAAUUCAGUUAGUCAUAUCAAUAGUAUUUAUCAGCAUAGGAAUUGCACUUCAUUUCUAUGAAUAGUUAUGUGGUACAAUAAUUAUUGUUAUAUAUGAAUUAUUUAAACUUGUGAACUUUUAAAUUGUAACUUAUUGCCAUUUAUGUUAUUGAGGUUUAUUUAUUUGAAGCAAUCUAUUUAUUAACUUUGUUUUGUAACACACACACAAAAAUGCAUCUUUACUGAUUAUCAUGGUCAAAGCAAUGUCUUACGUCAAUAUUUUAAGAAUCUAUAUAGAUAACUGACAAGGCAUAUUUUGUUUUGAGUACUUUUUAAAAACCUUUUUAAGUGCAGAUGUUUUAUAACUGACAAAAAAAUGUUUUUGAUAAUUUUACAAAAAAAUGUUAUUUUUUUGGGUUGUCCUUUUUUGUUUGUGUUCUUUCUGUUACUGCUACAUUCAGAAACCCACUGCUGAGAAAAAAGAAGAAAGUAUGUAUUUAUUAUUUAUUUAAUAUGAAAGAAAUUGACUGAUAUGGCUGUAUAUUUAUUUUGUUAUUUAUGUGCGUGAUGUGAGUCUGAGUAGUCUUAAAGCUCCACUGCUAAUAUUUAAAUAAAGAAACAAAACCAAUACAAAUACUGUUUGAUUACUUAGGCUUAUACCUAGACAUACCAGCAGCUGAUUGUAAAAAAACAACAACAACCCAACAAAAGCAAUCACUUUUCUGUUUCUUUCUGGUCUCUGUGUGUUUGCUUUUGUCAGGUAAAAAAAAGAAUAGAGUUGAAAAAUGUUACCUCUCCCAAGCGUCUUGUAGCGGCCAGCAAUGGCUCACCCAAAACCUCUGUAAUGUACCACAGAUGCUUAAGUGAUGCUUUUUAUUUUUUGUCUUAUUUAUUACUUUCAUCAGUACAAUGGUACAUAUAUAGAGCUCUAUUCCAGCUGUGGUUUAGGCUGGAUGUAUGGGUCAAAAACAAACAAACACACACACACACACACACACACACACACACACACACACACACACACACAGAGUGACAUAUCCAAACCUUGAGGAUACUGUAGGUUGGCCUCCUUUUGACAAACGUCUAUCAGAUAAACAUACACACCCUUGUAGCCUUACUCUAGAUUUUAAUUUUUUGAUGCACAAAGUGCCACAAAAAAAAAAAAAAAAACUUUCUUUCCUGAUUCUUCGCAUUUCUGCAAUGUAACAAUGUCUGGUCCCGGGAAGACCAUCAAGAGAGUGGUGAUUGUUUCAGAUGCCUUUAUUUCUCUGCCAAGAUGGCCAUUAGUACACUAUAUACAUUCUGUAUAAAUAGAUUUUAAAGAUGCUAUAUAUAUGAAUAUAAACAUACAUAUAUUUUUCCAGUGUAAUUGUUGACUUGCUCUUCUUCUCUUGUAUUACCUUAUCAAAGGACGACUCGCUGUCUGGAAGAGAUGUGAGGGGUGUUAUCAAUAGGAGGCAGUUACACCUUAUUUAAUAUCACUAAGACCUGCUGAACUGUGGCUUUAAACAUACCAUUCAGUCAAGCUGAAGGCAAAGUAGGCAUUGAUGAUACAGUACAAUAUUUUGGAAGUGUUUUCAUAGUUUUUUUUUCUUUUCUUUAUUCGUCUGUCCUUGAUCCAGAAAUGUCAAAAACAUCUACUGUAUGUUGUACAACUGAAUCUGAGAAAUGACUGUCAAUUUGAAACUAGGUGGUUGGCUCUUUGUUCCUAAGUGUCAUGUGAGUUCAUGUAUAGUUAAAAAAAAAAAAGUUGAUGCCUCUGAAUAAUGUUCUGCACAUAGUGUUUGGCAACUUUGUGCAGUUAUUGUAUUGUUGCUGGUAAGGCCUGCUCGCCAUGAGCCCCAAGUUAGUGUAACCUGCCUUUGAGUGACCUGUUGAUCUGUUGCAGCUACUGUGGUGUACAAUAUGAUACCCUUGUGUAACUCUGAUGUCAAAGGCAUGUUGUAAAUGUGCUUUUAGCCAACGUAGAAUGAAACUCCUUUGUGCACUUUCUGAAUAAUCGUCGAAAAUGCCAGCAUUGAGUCUCGACUUGUGAGGACCCCAAUAGAUCACAAGCAAUAGCAAGUAUUCCCCCCCCCCCACGCUGGAGGGAGCAUUACAGUACAAAGCAUCGUCAAACCUGUUUGUUGCUGUAGAAAACAAGUAUCGUUAUGUCAGAUAGAGACAUCUCUUGGAUUCAGGGGGUUUAGCCCGUGCUGUCAAAUGGAAAGGAAGCUGUACUUUCUUUUCCAAACAAAAAAAACCAAAAGAGAUUGACAGGAAGCCGAAUUUGGUUCUCAGGUGACUGGGGAGAGCUGCUAAAAGCAGAACAGAGCAAUGCCAUAGGUCAGCCAGUCAGCUGAGGCUAGAGGCGAUAGCAGCGGCUGGAUCAAGGCCUCGUGUGAAAUGAGAUGAGUGUGUGGGAGUGGGAAAUUGAUUUGUUAGGCUACACAAUCUCCCCCUUGUUUUAGGAGGAGGCGUUUGUUGCAUAAAUAUGUGUCCAUCACUCAAAAGAAUGUCAAAGUGUUUUAUGACUUUUAAACCCCAGCCCCCUACCCCAACAACCCCCUUCUUCAUGUCUUGUGUAACCUUUCCUCAGGAAAGAUAGUUUUGAUGCAUUUGGUUAACAAAGUAGCAUAUCCUUCCUCUCUUGAAAAUGCACGAGAAUACUACCCAAGAGUGUUAAGACUGCAAAUAUUCUCCUAACUUAUUUGAUAUGGCAUGACCCCUUUUAAACUGCUUGAUGAAAUUGUCUACUAAAGUAUGUAAAUGAAUAACACUGAGGCCAUGAAAGCGUAGCAUUUAAAAAAAAUGUCAGCUGAGAAAGCGAACGCAACCCACGGUUGGUUCUGCGCCCACGCACUGUAUGUUUUCUUAUUUACAUAGAAGUAUUGAGUGAUGGAGUGAGUUUUAUUAUUCAAAAUAGCAAAGGAAAUUAAAAAAACGAACUGGUCAAGGCCCAUCUUCCCUAAAGCACCUGGAAUGAAAAUGAAAAAUUGAACAGUAUGACACUUUCAGGAAAAAACCAGCCCAGACCAAAAGCCAGCUAUGUGUUUGAGAUGUAGGGAGGGGAGGCGAGGGGAGGGGAGCACAUUUUUGCAUCUUGGUUCCAUGUUAGCCACAGAAGCUGUGCUUGAACAGUCACACUUUGACGCGUACGGCGUAUACAAAAUGGACUCAUGAGAAAGAGAAUGUGUAGUUGAGUGGCACUUUUCAUCAAGCUGAGCAAAACCAAAAGCCCCCUCCCCACCUCCCCACCUCCCCAGUCCCCACCCUCCUCCCCUUACUCCCUGCCGUAGUUACAAACUGUGUGGUCUUAUCAUGUGUGCCUUUUUCACUCUGCUCAUUUCAAGAUACGGUAUGUUUACACUUGGCAAAGCUGGUUCCAAUACUGUUGAAAACAUAUGGUCUGGUUCUAGAUCUCUUAACCAAUACUUAAGGGGGCGGGGGGUCUGGGGAGGAGAGUCACUUUGUGUAUGGAAAUAAAAUAAAUGUGUCUUUUACAUGCAGGUAGAGGCCAUUCUGUGACAGGGAUACGAAACGACAAGCUUUUGUUAGGCUAAAGAAACUGUGAUCUCAUUCUGUCAAUUCAGGUACCAAACUGCAUGGACAGUUUCUGUGAAGGAAUCUGGAGAACAUCAUCAUUGUCCUCAUCAUCAUCAUCAUCAUCAUCAUCAUCAUCAUCACCAUCCCUAGAUAAUGCGUCAGUGUGCAGGGCAUUAUUUUGAAACACGUGGAAGUCUCUGUACAUAUUUGUAUUAAGAAGAAACAGUAUUAUUGUUGUUGUAUUGAAGACAAGUUGAAAAUGGUUUAAAAAAAAAUUUGUGACAAAGAAAAAAAAAAUCCACAGCCAAGGGUUGUCCUGCUAGCACAUUUUUACAGAGAAGAGCUAUUUUUACUGGUGAUUUUCUAGGCAUUGAUAUUGAUAUCCUUUUAAAAAAGUACAAAACUUCCAAAAUUACAAGCACUUCCACAACGAUAGAUUGUAUGGUAAUUUUUGUUACUUUUGUAGAUGUGGUCGUUCCUUUGCUACUGCACCGUUUUGUAAAGUGGGACAGGCCUUGGCUGUGUGUCCUCGGGGUCUCAUGUUUUUUGUUACUUUAUUUUAUUUCUUUUGUUCAGGAAGUAAAACACUGUAGAUGGGCUGAAUUUGUGACUGUGUGUUUGUGUACUUGUGUACAUGUUCCCCUGUUCCUGUGUCAGUGUUAUAACCCAGAGAAGUGAUGUCAGUUAUUGUGGGGGUAUGAACCAUUUUAAAUGUUCUCUAUGAAAAACACAAAUAAAGAAUCAUAGACAAGUA
Messenger RNA from Dicentrarchus labrax (European seabass), 9357 nucleotides. RefSeq names its product myelin transcription factor 1b (gene myt1b). The record is from RefSeq and is a predicted model, not a curated record. The transcript is spliced from 23 exons. Gene Ontology annotation, biological process: regulation of transcription by RNA polymerase II. NCBI's taxonomy places the organism in Eukaryota, Metazoa, Chordata, Actinopteri, Moronidae. Bases 418 to 4299 code for a protein of 1293 amino acids. Gene Ontology annotation, cellular component: nucleus. Gene Ontology annotation, molecular function: zinc ion binding; RNA polymerase II cis-regulatory region sequence-specific DNA binding; DNA-binding transcription factor activity, RNA polymerase II-specific.